Messenger RNA from Hydractinia symbiolongicarpus, 2030 nucleotides. RefSeq lists its product as uncharacterized. The coding region runs from base 253 to 1434 and encodes 393 amino acids. The record is from RefSeq and is a predicted model, not a curated record. NCBI's taxonomy places the organism in Eukaryota, Metazoa, Cnidaria, Hydrozoa, Anthoathecata, Hydractiniidae. The transcript is spliced from 2 exons.
AUACAACAUUAACGUAGCUAAUAGAAAAGAUAAAAGAUUGACUUAUAAACCGAUAUAAUAGGUUUUAUAGCAAGUUCAUCUAUUAGUAAUCUUAAGAGAGAUGAGUAGAAUAAAAAACGUUAAUAAUCACAUAAGACCUAAGGAGAGAAGGUUAAUUAAUCAAUUAGCAAGCCUGAUUAGAAAAGAAAAUAUUAAAGAAAAAUAUAUUGCACGUUAAAACUGAUAUUUGUGUGUUAGAAUUUUUAUUUGGUAAUGACAGAAGGAAUAAAGCUUGUUGAAGAUAAUCACAUGGAACGGUUUGAGAAAGCAAUGAAGAAACUAAAAGACGAAUUGAGAAACCUCCAAAAAGUUGAUCAAGAAUUGCUAAGUCGUUUUCUGGAUAUCAAUGAAAACAUUCAUCGCUUAAAGGCGGAAACAACCUUGGAAUGGCAAAUAAAGCGUGAAAGAGAAGCAUUUCGUGAUCAGGUACAUGAGGACAGCUUUCUACGCAUGAAAAAACAAAAUGAAAGCGUAAAAGAUACAGAACAUACAGAGCAUAUAGGUACUGGAAAAUUUAUGGUUUUUGACAAUGAGAAGUUAAAUCAGUCACGCGGAGUUUUACUUGCAAAGACAAGAAAACUAAGAGAGGAGAAACUUGCGAAAGAUGGUGGUAGAAAGACAUCAGUUAAGCAAGCAAGUACACCUCACUCUCCAUCUUAUUUUACAUUACAUGAACAUGCUAGUGAUAACACAUAUGAAACAAAAACACCGCGUAGAAGACACAACAACAAUGAUAGGCCCAAUGUGUAUGAUGAAGACUACUGGAAAUCUCGUUUAGGCAAUUACGCCGAACGGUUUAAUGACAAAAGUAAAGUUGAGCCUUCACCAUCAACCAUAUCACGCCCACUCACACCACAAGCGAAAAACAGCCUAUUACCUGAACAAUUAUAUAGUAACUUGCCCGUAAGAAACCAACGCACAAAUUCAAAGCGUAGAGUUCGAUUCGCGUUAGAAAAUAUUGACGAAUUAAAUGAAGAAGGGUGCGAUCAUAACAAUAAUUUUAUCGACAAUAAAGAUCAACAUGCCAAUAAAAAGGAGGAGAGUGAUAAAAGCACAACAAAUGGAAAUAUGAAAUCAUGCUUAAAAAAGUUCAAGGUGAAAAAUCCGUAUUUAAGUUGGGGAACACUUAAUCACUCUUCAUCCAAUCAAAGGAAGUCAAGGUCCUACGAUGAUCUUCUUCUAAAUAAUCCCGCGCUUCUUCGCAGAAUUUCCAAUGAAAUAGAGACAACCAUUUCAUGGAGUACCAACGAACCAGUUCUCCGUCGCAGCGCUUCUUUUAAUGUCAACCACACAGGGAGGGAUGAUUUUAGAAGACAUAGUUAUAACGAAGAAAUAUCACAUUACACAGAUUACGAUGAUUUUCCAAGGUCCCAAAGUUUAGUAUCGUUGGUUUGAACUAAAGUUCACUUGUUCGCAAACCUUGUUUCCAGUGCCUUUUGUCUCGAAAUGGUCCAGCGUGCCUAGAUUCUAGAUUGCUUACUUGUAGCAUUUUUUCAUUUUCCUUUUCCUGUUUUUAAGUUUAAGUUUGAUCUGGUAGGGUCUGCUUGUUGAUUUCUAUGUCACUUAACUUUCUGACCGGUUCAAAUAAAUAUUAAAAAAAUACUUUUCUUUUUACCCUAAUGAGUGCAAUAUUCAUUUGCAUAAAGAAAAAAAUCAAACGCUGAUAUAUACUUGUAUGAGAUUUACAAAAAAUGGUUUCUUUUAAAAAUAUUUAAUAACAUAUUUGCGCCAUUUGGCAAAAUAUAUAUCCGCGAAACGUAUUUUUUUUAACCCACGAAAAAAAUGAAACCGUCCCCAUCUCGAACAAGAAUUCUGCUCCACCUAAGUUUGGGACGAAAAGUCAAUCAGACUUCAGAUAUUCUAAAUAAAAUGUAGUGGAAUUUGCUAAUUAUGCGUUUAAUAUUUUUUACUAAUUAUGCGCAUAUUUUUAUUUUUGCAAAAAUUUUAGACGCUAGGUUGCAAAUUAUAGAUUUCAUGAAAAAAAUUGAAUA